AUGUCCCAGUUACAUAAAUUAGCCAUAUUGGCUUUUCUACUUUUUGGAAGUAUUUUGUCUUCUAAAUGGGAUGAUGAAAUUAAAAAUUUACCUGGAUUAACUUUUGAAGUUAAUUUUAAACAAUUUUCUGGUUAUUUAUCUACCUCUUCAAAUAGUUCUAUGCACUAUUGGUUUGUUGAAUCACAAUCUAAUCCAUUAAAUGAUUCUUUAAUAUUAUGGCUAAAUGGUGGACCAGGAUGUAGUAGUUUAGGUGGAAGUUUUGAAGAAAAUGGUUUUGCUUACCCUAAUCCGGAUGGAAAUACAUUAUUUGAAAAUGUUUUUUCAUGGAAUAAAAUAGGAAAUAUUCUUUAUCUUGAAUCACCAAGAGAUGUUGGAUUUUCUUAUGGUACAGGUGAUUAUACAUGGAGUGAUGAUCAAACAGCUCAAGAUAAUGCUGAUAGUAUUGUACAAUUUUUAGAAAGAUUUCCAGAAUAUAAUGGUCGUGAUUUUUAUAUUACAGGAGAAUCUUAUGGAGGAGUUUAUUUACCUACACUUGGACUUAAAAUAAUAAAUCUUAUUCAAUCUAAAAAAUUAAAUCUCAAUUUUAAAGGUAUUGCUAUUGGUAAUGGUAUACUUUCACAAAAACUUCAAGUAAAUAGUUAUAUUAAUUUAAAUUAUAUUCGUGGUGCAUUAGAAUUUUCUGAAUAUACAGCUCUUUCACAAUGUUGUGAUUCAUCAGUGCCACUUUAUAAAUGUAAUUUUUAUGAUUACUUAAUUAUUGAUUCUUAUGGAAAUUUAUUACCAAAAAAUUAUACUGAUAAUAAUAAACAAAAUUGUGCUAAUAUUAUUUACAAUUAUUCUGUUGCUUAUUUAUGGGCAUAUGAUCCUGCUAAUUCAUAUCCUCCAUCUAGAAUUCCAGGAGUUUUCUUAAAUGAUGCAUACAACAACUAUCUUGUUUGUUACAAUGAACAGAUUGUAUCAAAUAGUUCAAAGAAAAAUGAUGUAAAUCAUUUAUCACUUUGGAGAAGAUAUUUACUUCAAAAUACUCAACGUAAAUAUGAUGCUAAUCCUAUAAUGUAUUCUGAAAGUAAACCUUUUGUUGAUCAAUUAUCAUUAUAUAAUACAAUGUCUACUGAUAAUUUGGGAGGAUUUCCAUGUUACGCUUCAGAUGCCAAAGCAGUAUAUUUAAAUAGAAAAGAUGUUCAAAGUGCUAUACAUGUAGAUGUCACAAAAACUGCUGCUGGAGUAUGGACUGAUUGUUCAGCAAGUUUUUCUCAUUAUAAAGUUCAGUAUCCUGAUAUGACACCAAUUUUUAAACAAAUUAUUGAUACUAAAUAUCCAGUUAAUAUUAUGCUUUAUAAUGGAGAUGUUGAUUCAGUAUGUAAUUUCCUUGGAGAUCAAUGGUUUAUGGAAGAAUUAGCAACAAAUAAUGGAAUGACAGUUAAAUCAGAAUAUAGUGCCUGGAAUUAUACUCAAUCUCCAGGAGUUAUUCCAAAAAUUGGUGGAUAUUUUAAACAAUUUACUUUUAAUGGACAACAUUUUGAUAUUGUAACAGUUAAAGGUGCAGGUCAUUUUGUUCCUCGUGAUCGUCCUGGACCAAUGCUUCAAGUUUUAUCUAAUUUCAUUAAAAAUAAUAAUUAUAAUACUCCAUUAAAUGUUUCAAUCACUCCAAAACCAUUAUUUCUUCAAUACCAAGGACCAAUUAUACAAGAGAAAACUCGUAAACAGAAAGAUCAAAUUAUAAAUUUACCUGGACUUACAGUUAAUAUCAAUUUUAAUCAAUAUUCUGGAUAUCUUAAAGGUAUCAAAGGAAAUUACCUUCAUUAUUGGUUUGUUGAAUCAAAAAUUGAUCCAGAAAGAUCUCCACUUGUUCUUUGGUUAAAUGGUGGACCAGGAUGUUCUAGUGUUUCUGGACUUUUAACAGAACUUGGACCAUUACACGUAAAUCCAGAUGGUAAAACAUUAUUUGAUAAUGUAUAUUCAUGGAAUACAAAAGCGAAUGUAUUAUUCUUAGAAGCACCAAGAAAUGUUGGAUUUUCAUGGCAAAAUAAAACUGAAAAUAAUGGUACAUUGUAUGAUGAUGAUUUGACUGUUGAAGAUAACUAUUUAGCUUUAAAAGAUUUUUAUUCUGUUUAUCCAGAAUAUGCUGGAAGACCAUUUUAUGUUGCUGCUGAGUCAUAUGGAGGAAUAUAUGGACCAACUUUGACUGCAAGAUUAAUUAAAGGAAUUCAAGCAAAUGAUUUUCCAGCCUGUAAUCUCCAAGGAAUGGCUAUUGGUAAUGGUGAACUUUCUAAUAUUAAAUCUAUAUCUUCAACAAUAGCAAAUCUUUAUUUCCAUGGUAUAAUUGGUGUAGAAGAAUGGUCUGCAUUAAGAAAAUGUUGUCCAGGACAAACUUAUCAAGAACUUGCUUUUUGUGAUUUUUCACAAUUUAUAACAUAUGAUAAAACUGGAAAUCCAGUUGCAAAAGUUAAAGGAGAUGAAUGUGGAAAUUUAGUUGCAAAAUAUGCAUUCUGGAAUUGGGAAAAUUCAGAUAAAUUAGAUGUUUAUAACAUUUAUCAAGAUUGUUACCAACAAAAAGCAGUUAUUUUUGGUUCAAGAAAAAAAAUUAAGAAUGCAGAUAAAUUGAAAAAACAAUAUAUUUCACAAUCUGCUAAUGGGCAAAAUGUUUAUCAAAAAAAUCCUAAUCCAAAUGUUAAUGAUUAUUCUUCUGAUCCAUUAGGAGGAUUUGCUUGUUGGGCCUCUUCUGCUGCAACAACAUAUCUUAAUACUCCAGAUGUCAGAGAUUCACUUCAUAUUCCUAGCUAUGUUCCAAGAUGGGAUGAAUGUAAUUCUAGUAUUAAUACGAAUUAUAAUGGACAAUAUAAUGAUACAUCAAGUGUAUUCCAAGAAAUGAUUAAUAGUAAUUAUCCAUUAAGAAUUUUAAUCUAUAAUGGUGAUGUUGACACAGCUUGUGAUUUUUUGGCUGAUCAAUGGUUUAUUGAAGAAUUAGCUGCAAAAAAUAAUUACACUGUUUCAGUUAAAAGAGAUGCAUGGUGGUUUAGACAACAAAUAGCUGGUUAUUGGAAACAAUUCCAAGGUGGAAAAAUAACAAUUGAUCAAUUAACUGUUAAAGGUGCUGGACAUUUAGUUCCACUUGAUCGUCCUGGACCAGCUCUUCAAAUGAUUAAUAAUUUCUUACAAACAAGAAAUUAUUCACAUAGUAUUGAAUUUAAUCUUGCUGAAGGUAAUUUGUUACCACAAUACAGUAUUCAACAACAAAUUUCUAUUGCUGCAAGUCAUCCUAAAACUAAACAAUACAGACCUAUUAGACAUAUGGAUGCACUUUUAAAUAAAAAAAACAAAAAACCAGUUCCACAAAAAGUAUUAAGACAAUAUAAUGUUCCAAUAUUUAAUAAUAAAUCAGCUAAUUUAGUUACUUCAUGGCCAGGAAUUACUUUUAAGCCAACAUUUAAAACAUACUCUGGAUAUCUUUCUGCUAAAAGUGAAAAUGAUGUUUCAGUAAAUGCUCCAGAUCAAAUCUUUUUACAUUAUAUGUUAACUGAACAUCAAACAGAUCCAAUGAAUACUCCAUUAAUUCUUUGGUUUAAUGGUGGUCCAGGUUGUUCAUCUAUGGGUGGAGCUUUAACUGAACUUUCUCCUUUCCGUGCCUCACCUGAUGGUAGUUUAUUAUAUGAAAAUCCUUAUGCAUGGAAUCGUCUUGGAAAUAUUCUUUUCCUUGAAUCACCACGUGGUGUAGGAUUUUCUUAUAGUACAGAUGGUAAAAUGAAUGUUCCAUAUAAUGAUACAACAACAGCUAAUCAUAAUGUUGCUGCACUUUUAAGUUUCUAUCAAACAUUCCCUGAAUAUAAAAAUAGACCAUUCUUUAUUACUGGUGAAAGUUAUGGAGGAGUUUAUGUACCAACAUUUACAGAUGCUUUAAUAAAACGUAUACAAUCUGAUAAUAUUAAUUAUAUCAAUUUCCAAGGUGUUGCUAUUGGUAAUGGAGAGUUAUCUGAAGUUAUGCAAGUUAACUCAGCAGUUGAUCUUCUUUACUUCAGAGGUAUUUAUGGAUUAGAUGAAUUUAAAGCAAUUUCAUCCUGUUGUCCAUCUGAUCCUUUUGGUAAUAGUACUGAUAUUUGUGAUUUUACAAAAUAUAUUUAUCUUGAUGUUUAUGGAAAUGCUAAUCCAAAACCAUCAGAUGAUCCAGUUUUUCAAAAAUGUGCUAAUUUAGUUGUAGAACUUGGUUUCAAUUUAGUUUGGACAACUGCUAAUGAUGUAUAUAAUACUUAUCAAGAUUGUUAUGCAUCAGAUACUAACAGUAAAUAUCUUAAAUCCAAUAAUAAUGGUGGAAAAGCAUUAUUUGGAAUAAAUAAUUUUAAAAAUGUUAAAUCUCGUUAUUCUAUUGGAAGUCAACCAUUAACAAAUAAUUAUACUUUUAUUGAUCAAAGAUCAGUUCAAAAUUUACAAAGUACUGAUGCAAUCAAUGGAUUUUAUUGUCAUGAUGGUUCAACAGCUUAUUUAAAUAGACUAGAUGUUAAGCAAGCUUUACAUGUUGAUGAAACAAUUAUAUGGGAAGAUUGUAAUGAUUAUAUGAAUGCUCAUUAUAUACAAAUGCAUAAUGAUACAACAUCUGUAUUUAAUUCAAUUAUUGCUUCUCAAUAUCCAUUAAGAUUCCUUAUUUAUAAUGGUGAUGUAGAUAUGGCUUGUGAAUUUUUAGGAGAUCAAUGGUUUGUAAGAAAUUUGGUAAAGAUAAAUAAUGGUAACAUUACAUCACCAAGAGCUCCAUGGACAUUUAAUUAUCCAAACUUUUAUCCAAGAAUUGCAGGAUUUACAACAAGUUUCCAAAUUAAAACAAUUACAAUUGAUCAAGCAACUGUUAAGGGUGCUGGUCAUUUUGUACCAGAAGAUCGUUCUCAACAAAUGUUACAAUUAUUGACAAACUUUGUUAAAAAUACAGGAAAUUUUAGUAUUGCAAAUCCAAUGGCUGUAACUCAACCAUUACUUUCAAAUGCAGCACCACAGCAAGCAUCAAGUAUUUCUAGAAAAGAUGCUGAUAUGAUUUAUAAUUUACCUGGUUUAACAUAUACAUUAAAUUUCAAUCAAUAUUCAGGUUAUUUAAAUUCAGCUAAAGGAGACUACUUACAUUAUUGGUUUAUUGAAUCCCAAAGACAACCAUCACAAGAUCCUGUUGUAUUAUGGUUAACAGGAGGUCCAGGAUGUUCUUCACUUGGAUCUUUAUUAACAGAAAUUGGUGCAUUCCAUGUCAAUCCAGAUGGUAGAACAUUAUAUGAAAAUAUUUAUUCAUGGAAUAAAUUUGCUAAUAUUCUCUUUUUAGAAUCUCCACGUGAAGUUGGUUUUAGUUAUCAUAAUACAACUGAAAAUCCUUCCAAUAAUAUUGAUGAUUAUCAGACAGCUGUUGAAAAUGCUAAUGCUCUUGCUGAUUUCUUUAAUAAUGUGUUCCCAGAAUAUAAGAAUAAUGAUUUCUACAUUACUGGUGAAAGUUAUGCUGGAAUUUAUAUUCCAACAUUAUCAUUAGAAUUAUUAAAUAGAAAACUUGGAACAAAUGGUUUUAUGAAAACUAUGGAUUGGUUAAAUUUUAAAGGAUUUUCAAUUGGAAAUGGAGAAUUAUCUGAGUAUAUGGAUGUAAGAACAAAUCCAGAAGUUUUAUAUUUCCAUGGAUUAAUUGGAAAAACAGAUUAUGAUGCUAUACAAAGUUGUUGUCCUAAAGAUCAAUUAGCUCAAGGAGCUUGUCAUUAUGAUGAAUUAGUUAAAUGGGAUACUAAUGGAUAUUUAUUACCAUUAAAUGCUUCAGAUCCAACCAGUGUUAAAUGUGCUAAUUUAGUAAAUGAUAUAGCUGGAUAUAGAAAAUGGAUGGUUGUAAAUGAUGUUUAUAAUAUGUAUCAAAAUUGUUAUGAACAAACAACACCAAGUUUUGGAUCAUCAAUAAGUGAAAGACAUAGAAAUAAUUUUAGAAAUAAAUUUAUGGCUUCAUUACAAAAUAAGAAAAAUAAUAUACAGACAUCAUUUAGUAAUCAAUUAUCAAAAAUGAAUUAUGCUUCAACUGAUCCUCAAGGUGGAUUUCAAUGUUAUAUGUCAAAUGGAAUGGAUAAUUAUUUAAAUCAAGCUCAUGUUCGUGAUGCUAUUCAUAUUCCAGAUUAUGUUCAACAAUUCCAAUUUUGUAGUGAUACAUUAAAUUAUACAUCAUUAUAUAAAUAUUUUAGUUUAAAGGAUACCUUUAAAAGUAUGAUGGAACUUAAUUAUCCUCUUAGAACAUUAAUAUAUACUGGUGAUGUUGAUUUGGCAUGUGGUAUGAUGGAAAGUCAAUUCUUUGUUGAAGAUUUAUAUAAUGAUGUUAAAAAUAAAUAUCAAUCAACUAAUUCAAUAAGAAAAGGAUGGACAUAUCAAUAUGGUUCUUCAUAUUAUCCAACAUUAGCUGGUUAUCAAAAAUCAUUUAAAAUGACACCAAAUUUCAGUUUAGAUUUACUUAGUGUUAAAGGAGGAAGUCAUUUUGUUCCAACAUCCAGACCAGCUCAGGCAUUGCAAAUGAUUUAUAAUUUCAUUUCUAAUACAGGUGAUUAUUCUCUUCCAUCUGGUAUUGAUAUUACCAGACAACCACUUUUACCACAAUAUCAACCACAACCAAUAAUUCACGUUAAUGUUACCUCAACACAAAAUACUAUUACUACAACAACAACAAAAUCAUCAUCAAGAAUAAUUUCAAAUAUUGCUAUAUUAAUUAUGUCAUUUUGGUUUUUAUAUCUUUCUCAUUAG
This is a messenger RNA of Strongyloides ratti, 6729 nucleotides long. Its product is annotated as Lysosomal protective protein. The transcript is spliced from 7 exons. Lineage: Eukaryota; Metazoa; Nematoda; Chromadorea; Rhabditida; Strongyloididae. The coding region runs from base 1 to 6729 and encodes 2242 amino acids. Gene Ontology annotation, molecular function: serine-type carboxypeptidase activity. Gene Ontology annotation, biological process: proteolysis. The record is from RefSeq and is a predicted model, not a curated record.